GCGCGGGGCGGCCGGUGCCGGAAGCGCGGUGAGGAAGAGGAAGGCCGGAGCUGCCCGGCGGAGGGGCCAUGGCGGCGGGCUACCAGUACAGGCCCAACGGCGGCGGCGGCGGCGCCCCGCUACCCGAUCCCACUUUCCUGUGGAACGUCUUCCAGAGGGUCGAUAAAGAUAGGAGUGGAAUAAUAUCUGAUAAUGAACUUCAGCAGGCAUUAUCCAAUGGCACAUGGACUCCGUUUAAUCCAGCAACAGUCAGGUCAAUUCUGGGCAUGUUUGACAGAGAAAACAAAGGCGGCGUGAACUUCAAUGAAUUCACAGGAGUCUGGAAGUACAUCUCAGACUGGCAGAAUGUCUUCCGAACGUAUGACAGAGACAAUUCUGGAAUGAUAGACAAAAAUGAACUAAAGCAAGCACUAACAGGUUUUGGUUACCGACUGUCUGAUCAAUUCUAUGAUAUCCUCAUUCGGAAAUUUGACAGACAAGGAAGAGGGCAGGUUGCUUUUGAUGACUUUAUUCAGUGCUGUGUUGUUCUACAGAGGCUGACUGAUGUGUUCCGGCGGUACGAUACUGAUCAAGAUGGCUGGAUUCAGGUGUCCUAUGAGCAAUAUCUUUCCAUGGUCUUCAGCAUCGUAUGACACUGACAACUAGGAAUUGCACACUGGCAUUACACAGACUGGAGUUGCCAAAUCACCCUGUACUGGAUAAGAUUAUUGAUGUAUUAUAAUGGAUAUAACUUCACAUUCUUAAAUUUUGUAUGUUGGUCGUCACCUUCAGAAUCUGUACUUGAGUUGGUUUUUAUUUUGUAUAACUAGGAUAUGACCAUCUCUGCUUACUGUAGUACAGAAAGCACAGACUCUAGAUUUAACUGGUGCAAUGUCAAACAUAACCUUCCACAUAUCGUGCAUGGGGAAAAAUGACCCUUUAGAAAUGCCAAAUUAAAAUAAUGCUUGUUAGUUUAUAAGAGUUGAAAGUCAGAAGUUGCACAACAUGUUUUGCAUGUGCCUUACUUUUAUAAGAGUUUAAUGUAUUAAUUUUUAAUACAGAAUUUAAAAUUAAGUAAAACUAUUAGAUCAACUUUCCUAGUCUACUUCAUUUUUGUACAGCCUAUUUAAGGGGACAGAGGUUUUAUUUCUGUAUUCUUGUUUUCUAAGAUUCAGGGGUCCCUCCCACUUUCCUUGCCUUAUCUUUUUAUUUGCUCACUGCCACCUUCUUUCAGGGUAUCCUUGGGACACCUUCAACUAGAACUUCUUCACACCUGUGUCCUAUUCUGCAUCUCCCUCAGUGACUUCCCUACAGCAAUAAACUACUGUGGAUAUAUA
This is a messenger RNA of Calidris pugnax (ruff), 1316 nucleotides long. RefSeq names its product programmed cell death 6 (gene PDCD6). The record is from RefSeq and is a predicted model, not a curated record. NCBI's taxonomy places the organism in Eukaryota, Metazoa, Chordata, Aves, Charadriiformes, Scolopacidae. The transcript has 6 exons. Bases 69 to 632 code for a protein of 187 amino acids. Gene Ontology annotation, molecular function: calcium ion binding.